AUAAAAGCAUCAACAUAAAACGAAUACCGAAACAGGAGCAGCAUGUCUUAAUCCAAACCCAAAAAACAAUCCACUAAAAGUCACAAAAAGAUUUGAAUAAUGUAUUUAAUAAUAGAACCCACCUAACAAGGUUUGACGUAAGGACUCGCUACAUUUAUGAAGAAACACCAAAAAAGUAUUGAUAUUGAAGGACUAAUUACGACUAAGUAGACCACUAACUUAAUUAAACAUUUUGGAGAGGAAAAUAAAUUGCUAAUCUUGGCGAUGAAGGAUUUGGUCUUACCGCGCUUCCACUGUUCUAAGUCUCGUCGUCUCCGAGAGAGAGAGAGAGAGAAAGCUGAAACUGCCAUUCCCGCGAGUUCUUGUUUCAGGGGCUUUGAUUACUAAUUUUGAUUCAAACUUUCGGAGAGCUUCUAGAGACCAGUCUUCCAUCGACUAUUUUAAUUUCAUUACAUAUGAUGGUAAAUAUGGAGGUGUCUUGGUUAAGAUCUCUCCUGGAUAACAUCUCUUCGUUCCUAAGCUUAUCAUCGAUGGACAACUUAGAUUCAAACCCAGCUCGUGAGUACUACACCAGAGGGGAAGAGAUAGCAACGCUUCUUAAGCCUGUUCUUGAGAACCUUGUUGGCUCUGAUGCUGCUCCUACCGAAUUGCUUAACAACGGCUUUGAAGAGUUAUCUCAGUACGUUGAUGAACUCAGAGAGCAGUUUGAGACCUGGCAACCUCUUUCUAGCAGAAUCUUUUAUAUUCUUCGAAUUGAAUCAUUAGCAUCAAAGUUGCGUGAGUCCAGUUUGGAAGUGUUUCAGCUGCUGAAACACUGCGAACAACAUUUACCUGCCGAUUUAAUUUCACCAUCAUUUGAGGAUCUAGUAACUGAUCAGGUGGCUUCCUCUAUGUUCAUAUCGCAGGACUGCAUAGAACUGGUGAAGUUAGUGGGAAGAGAGGAGAUUUCGUUUACGAUCGAUCUAGCUCUCAUAGAUCAAAGGGAAGGUGUUGGACCUACUUCAGAGGUUCUGGUGAAUAUUGCCAAGAGUAUUGGUUUGAGAUCAAACCAGGAGAUUCUCAUUGAAGGUGUGGCACUUGCAAAUCUGAAGGAGAAUGCCGAGCUCACUGAUAACAACAACGAAGCAGAGUUUAUAGAUGGAUUGAUCUCUCUGAUAACCCAAAUGCAUGAUCACUUAACCAACAUAAAGCAGUCUCAGCUGCGUUGUCCGGUCCCUGUACCGGCUGACUUCCGCUGCCCUCUCUCGCUUGAGCUCAUGACUGAUCCAGUCAUUGUGGCCUCUGGUCAAACAUACGAACGUGUUUUUAUCGAGAAAUGGUUCGAGAUGGGACUCAUGGUUUGCCCAAAGACAAGGCAGGCUUUACCUCAUACCACGCUCACAGCUAACUUCAUCGUCAAGGCUUUCAUUGCCAACUGGUGUGAAUCAAACAAUGUCAAUCCUCCUGAUCCAUUGGAGUUGAUCCAGUCAAGUCGCCCAUUCCCUCUUCUUGUUGAAUCAGGUUCUACAGAUGACUCGCCUCUCUCUGGAACCAACCAACCAAUGCUGGAUAAGUCAGAGAGAGCUUCAUCAUCACAUGGCCACACAGAAUCUUUAGAUGCUAACGAAAGCGAGGAGCUGCGUCAGGUCCUGAGUAGGUCUACUUCUGCACCAGGCAUUGUCUCUGAAGUGCUUUCCAAAACCGAAAUAAGCACUCAUAAUGCUGCUGCUGCUGAUACAUCAUCAGUCUCACAGGCACGGGCUGAAACCGUGUGGCGGCUUCCAUCAGCGAGGCAUUUUCGUCACCCAGCGACCAUAAAAGAAACUGGAAGCAGUUCGAGCAUCGAAGCAGAGGUGAAGAAACUGAUCGAGGAUCUCAACAGCCACUCCAUCGAUACACAGAGAGAGGCAACAGGUCGGGUCAGGAUCCUAUCAAGAAACAGUACAGACAACCGCAUUGUGAUCGCGAGGUGCGGAGCAAUUAAUUCGCUAAUCAAUCUGCUUUACUCCGAGGAUGAGAGAACGCAAGCGGACGCUGUGACUUGCUUGCUAAACUUAUCCAUCAACGACAACAACAAAUCCGUGAUCGCGGACAGUGGAGCCAUCGAGCCGCUCAUUCACGUUCUCAAGACAGGAGGCCUAGAAGCCAGAGAGAACUCAGCAGCGACUCUGUUCAGCUUGUCGGUGAUCGAAGAGAACAAGACAAAGAUAGGAGAGGCAGGAGCCAUAGAGCCGCUCGUUGAGCUCUUGGGAAGCGGGAGCCUGAGGGGAAAGAAAGACGCAGCCACGGCUCUGUUCAACCUCUCGAUACACCACGAGAACAAGGCGAAAGUAAUCGAAGCAGGUGCGGUUAGGUACUUGGUUGAGUUGAUGGAUCCUGGAGCUGGAAUGGUGGAGAAAGCAGUGGUUGUGUUGGCCAAUCUUGCAACCACGAAAGAAGGAAAGAUAGCGAUCGGAGAAGAAGGAGGGAUACCGGUGUUGGUGGAAGUUAUGGAGUUGGGUUCAGCGAGAGGCAAAGAGAAUGCAACUGCAGCACUUUUGCAGCUUUGUAUGCAUAGCCCGAGAUUCUGCAACCGUGUCAUCAGAGAAGGAGCUAUUCCACCUCUCGUGGCUCUUACUAAAUUAGGAACACCUAGAGCCAAAGAGAAGGCACAGAAUCUUCUUAAGUACUUUAAAGCCCAAAAACAAGCCACCCAGAGGAGAGGCUGAUCUUGGUUUAAUGCGCAGGAUGUACUAACCUCUAUACACAUACAUAUACGAUAUACAUAUUUUAUGUAACAUUAUAUAGUGGAACAGUGAAUCUCAUUAAAAGCAAAUAUUUUUUAAUUCAUAUAUAGUUGAUAUGGUUAUUACGUAAAUUCCCC
Thlaspi arvense is the source of this 2842-nucleotide messenger RNA. The record is from the annotation of a GenBank genome assembly. NCBI's taxonomy places the organism in Eukaryota, Viridiplantae, Streptophyta, Magnoliopsida, Brassicales, Brassicaceae.